Mytilus trossulus (common blue mussel) is the source of this 408-nucleotide messenger RNA. RefSeq lists its product as uncharacterized. The record is from RefSeq and is a predicted model, not a curated record. The coding region runs from base 1 to 408 and encodes 135 amino acids. The transcript is spliced from 2 exons. NCBI's taxonomy places the organism in Eukaryota, Metazoa, Mollusca, Bivalvia, Mytilida, Mytilidae.
AUGCCCACCACGUCUAAAAAUAGCAAAUGGGAAACAGAGAUUAUAUCCCUACGCUGGCAGAUUAUUCUUGGUAUAUCAGGAGGUGUAAUCAUCGUUAUUAUUUGUUUUGCAUUGUACUGCAAAUUUCACAGAAAAAGACCGACUUCCCCUGGAUCAGAUAGUCAUAGCUUACGAUACCAGCCCCAGGAACCAUCAUAUAAUCAUCAAGACAGAACACCGAGGAGAGAAACAAACAAUCCUCAAUACAACAGAACACAUGAUGCUCCGCCGCCAUAUGUAGAUGUUCCAAUCAACAACACAAACAGUAGACCAGCAGUUCACAUUAAUCCUCAAAUUAACCUAAAUGUGACAGUCAAUUCAAAUGGUGACCAGCCACCUUCCUACACAUUUAGUGCUCCUACUGUAUAG